Messenger RNA from Frankliniella occidentalis (western flower thrips), 1673 nucleotides. RefSeq lists its product as uncharacterized. Bases 1129 to 1557 code for a protein of 142 amino acids. The record is from RefSeq and is a predicted model, not a curated record. The transcript has 4 exons. NCBI's taxonomy places the organism in Eukaryota, Metazoa, Arthropoda, Insecta, Thysanoptera, Thripidae.
CUGUAAGGCCCAAGGAGGUGCCACUUUUGUCAAAAAAAUAUUUUUUGCUGUUUUCCUUUUAAUUAGAGUCCAAAGAACACACUCUCGAAGAAAUUUUUCGUUUGGCACUGUUUGCUGCACGAUUUCUGAUGUGUCGCACCGGUGCGACAUUGGGUUCCCUGAGUACGCGUGUGUGCUUUUCUUAUUUUGAGUCACAGAGAGACCAUGACGGUUGUUUUCGAGUGUCAGACAUGUAAUUGAAAUGGCGCCGUCGAAAAACUGCGUCUUUUGUAAUAUUCAGCUGAGCAAAUUGCGACGUAAGUUGGCUAAGAAGUCUAAUUUUGCUAAAAUUCGACAAAAAUCUUGUUCUAUCAUUCCUAAGGUGUUGUGGGGGUAGUUACUCCGACAAAACAGUGCAAUAAGUCCAUUCCAUUUCAAAAACCCAAAAAUUUCAUGUCACUCCGUUGGUUUUGACAUGUCGCAUUGGUGCGACAUUGGGUCUUCAGGAUUUGGCUUCGUACCAGACAAUGAACACUGCAUAGCAAUGAAUUCAUACAUCUUUUCAGGAUGCUCGAAAUUGAUAUGACAGUAUAUUUCAUGGCAAAAUGCCGAUAACAAUAAAACGUUGUGCGAGAAUUUCGAAGCCUGAUGACCAGGUGAUGGACGCGGGGCGGGGAGGAGAGGGGAAGAGACAGCGAGGGCAGAGUGUGGGAAGACAGCGCGGCCAGCGGAGCCGGUCAAGAAAUCAUACGGAAAAUGUUCUCCGUUUUUCUGAUAUUUAUUUUUCAACGUAUCACUGGAGAUAGGCGCCUGCCAGGCCUAGGGUAGGCCAGCCCGCAGCACACGCAUGCACUACCACCAGGAUAUUGCAUACCCAUCAGGCGCCCGAGAGCUCGCGCUUGCGCACGGCUGGCCGGUCGGGCCUAGGGAGUCAGGCCGAUCCGGUCAGCCGGACCACGCCGACCUCACCCCUCCCGCUCCCCUCCCUCCUCCCCGCUAGGCCCCCAAGGCCCGGCCCGACCGGCCGCCCGGGCACGGCCACCCGUGUUGCCUUUGUUGCCGCGCGCGCCACAGACAACAGUUCAAAACGGCGCAGGGCGCAGGCGCGCCUGUCAACACUUCGUCAACGCUUGGUCAUAGCAACCAAACAUGAAGACGAUUACAGUCGCCAUCAAGUGCUUCAUCAAGAAAAUUAUGCCGAGUCAAGCUUUCUCUGCUGCACGCCCUCCCUGCCCCUGCGCUAGAUGGAGUUGCAGUGUGAAGGGGCGCGUGGCUUCGUGCUUCACGACGCCGUCUGCCCACCGCAGCUGCCUGCGAGGAGACAUGGUGGUGCUCAGGAGAAAAUGUGAAGAAAAAGAGUUUCAACUAGAUUUCUUAGAAGAGUCGUUCAAGGUUGAGAAGAGGAAAUUUCAGGACCUGCAGCAAGCAUUCCAGAAAAGGACGCAGGACCUAGAAGCGCAGGUUGAGAAGCUCACUCUGGAAAACAUGGAGCUCAACAAAAGAAUCGAAAUUUUGCUUGAGGUUCAGAGCAGCUGCCCUGCAAGUAGUGAGAGAGGAAGUGAUGCCACAUCGCUUUGAAUUUAUGUUAUAUGUUUGUUGUUCAUCUGGAAAUUAAUGUUGUAAAUAAUUAAGAUAUAAUGAAUGUUCAUGAAAUGAAAUUAUAAUAUCAGUUAAAAUAAAUGUUUCAAAUUUAA